CCUCAUACGAUGGAGCGGACCAAUCAGCGCGGGCACUGUCUUCUGGCCCCGCCCCAGACGCCGGGCACUAUGGGAAUUAUAGUCCAGAAGGCUUCCGGACGGCUGCUGCCUCCGCGGCUCCGAACUACAGUUCCCGGCGAGCCUCGCGCGGGCGGCGGCGGCGGCACAGGGACAGGGACAGGGACAGGGACAGGCACAGGCACAGGCACAGGCGGCACAGGCGGCACAGCUGCUCGGUCACUAUGAGCGGAGCCGAGCGGGAGGAGUUCAUGCGCUUCUUCCCGCAGGUCGUUCGCGACCUGACCGAGGGAGACCUGGGGCACCGGGAGGUGGGCGACGCCGUAGCCCGGCUGAAGGAGGUGCUGGAAUACAAUGCACCGGGUGGGAAGUGCAACCGGGGAAUGACGGUGCUGGCCGCUUACCGGGAGCUGACGGGCCCCGGGGAGCAGGAUCCCAGCAGCCUCCGCUGCGCCCUGGCCGUGGGCUGGUGCAUUGAGCUGUUCCAAGCCUUCUUCUUGGUGGCUGAUGACAUCAUGGAUGCGUCUCUCACCCGCCGAGGACAGCUCUGCUGGUACAAGAAGGAAGGGAUUGGACUGGAUGCCGUCAACGAUGCCUUUCUCCUGGAGUCGUCCGUCUACCGGCUGCUGAAGAUGUACUGCGGGGAACGCCCCUACUACCUCCACCUCCUGGAGCUCUUCCUCCAGACUGGCUACCAGACUGAGCUCGGGCAGACACUGGACCUCAUCACCGCUCCUAUUUCUCAGGUGGAUUUGAAUCGCUUCAGCGAGCAGAGGUAUAAGGCAAUCGUUAAAUACAAGACGGCGUUUUACUCCUUCUACCUGCCCGUGGCCGCUGCCAUGUACAUGGCUGGUAUUGAUAGUAAAGAGGAGCAUGACAACGCCAAAGCAAUCUUGCUGGAGAUGGGUGAAUUCUUUCAGAUUCAGGAUGAUUACCUGGACUGCUUUGGUGACCCCGAGCUGACAGGAAAGGUUGGCACGGAUAUCCAGGACAACAAGUGCAGCUGGCUGGUGGUGGAGUGUCUGCGCCGGGUCACGCCAGAGCAGAGGCAGAUCCUGGAGGAGAACUAUGGCCAGAAGGAGCCCGAGAAGGUCGUGAAGGUGAAGGAGCUCUAUGAGACUGUGGGCUUGAGGGCUGCUUUUCAGGAGUAUGAGGAGAGUAGCUACCAGCGGCUGCAGGAGCUGAUCCAAAAGCACUCCCACCACCUCCCCAAGGCAAUCUUUCUCGGCCUCGCACAGAAGAUCUACAAGCGGCAGAAGUGAUAGGGAGGGUCUAGAGCUGGACUGCAUGGCUGAGGGGCUGGGGGCUGCCCCCUACCCCGAGCUGGGGGGUGGGUAGGGUGAGUCGGGGGCGGCCAGCGCGGUCUGGAGGGCGCUGCCCCCCCCCUGUUUCAAUAAAGAGAAGUGGCUGUGGGUGCGAUGCUGCUGGUGGGGGCUGGGCUGUGAGUGGGAGUGCCCGUAUCCCACAUCCCAGCUGUGCCCCUAUCCUGCAUCCCAGCUGUGCCUGUAUCCCA
Molecule: messenger RNA, 1531 nt
Organism: Cuculus canorus (common cuckoo)
Lineage: Eukaryota; Metazoa; Chordata; Aves; Cuculiformes; Cuculidae
Gene: FDPS
Product: farnesyl diphosphate synthase
Exons: 9
Coding region: 243-1280 (345 amino acids)
Biological process (GO): trans, trans-farnesyl diphosphate biosynthetic process
Cellular component (GO): cytoplasm
Molecular function (GO): dimethylallyltranstransferase activity; (2E,6E)-farnesyl diphosphate synthase activity
Source: RefSeq, a predicted model, not a curated record